Messenger RNA from Aureococcus anophagefferens, 2616 nucleotides. RefSeq lists its product as hypothetical. The transcript is spliced from 2 exons. Lineage: Eukaryota; Pelagophyceae; Pelagomonadales; Pelagomonadaceae. The coding region runs from base 1 to 2616 and encodes 871 amino acids. Gene Ontology annotation, biological process: double-strand break repair via homologous recombination; regulation of DNA-templated transcription. The record is from RefSeq and is a predicted model, not a curated record. Gene Ontology annotation, molecular function: ATP binding; DNA binding; ATP-dependent DNA damage sensor activity.
AUGUCUUUCAACCACCACCAGCGCCUGCGCCUCACGCUCACCGACGGCGACGCGACGAUCGCGUGCAACGUCGCGCAGAAGCUGAACGUGACGCUGCGCGGCCUGGGCAUCGGCGGCGUCGUGCGCCUGACGAACUAUCUGCUGAACACGAUCAAGGGCGAGCAGGUCGUCAUCCUGCUCGGCGCCGAGCUCGUCGCGCCGCCGCGCGCCGUCGCGCCGCCGCGGCGGCCGCCGCGCGCCGUCGCGCCGCCGCCGCGUCGCGAGGUCGUGGCGACCGUCGCGCCGCCGCCGCCGCCGCCGCUGCCCGCGAUCGCCGAGGAGCCCGCGUCGCGGCCCGAGGCGCCGGCCGCCGCGGAGCCGGAGACGAACGAGGCGACGAUGGACGCGCCGCCGCCGGGCGUCUUCGUCACGUCGGGCUCCCGGAAGCUUGUGUGCCCGUCGGAUGCCGCGCUGAAGAAGGCGACGAAGCUGAUGAGCGACUCGGAGCCGGCGAAAGCCGCCGCGCCGACAAAAGCCGCCGCGCCGCCGGCCGAGCUGGACGCGCCGCCGGCGCCGCCGCCGGGCGUCUUCGUCACGUCGGGCUCGCGAAAGCUCGUGUGCCCGUCGGACGCGGCGCUCAAGAAGGCGACGAAGCUGAUGAGCGACUCGGAGCCGGCGAACGCCGCCGAGCCGGCGGCCGAGCCGGAGGCGCCGGCGCCGCCGCCGGGCGUCUUCGUCACGUCGGGCUCCCGGAAGCUCGUGUGCCCGUCGGACGCGGCGCUCAAGAAGGCGACGAAGCUGAUGAGCGACUCGGAGCCGGCGAAAGCCGCCGCGCCGGCGGCCGAGCUGGACGUGCCGCCGGCGCCGCCGCCGGGCGUCUUCGUCACGUCGGGCUCCCGGAAGCGCGUGUCGCCAUCGGACGCGGCGCUCGAGAAGGCCACGAAGCUCAUGAGCGACUCGGAGCCGGCGAAAGCCGCCGCGCCGACUGCCGAGCUGGACGCGCCGCCGGCGCCGCCGCCGGGCGUCUUCGUCACGUCGGGCUCCCGGAAGCUCGUGUGCCCGUCGGACGCGGCGCUCAAGAAGGCGACGAAGCUGAUGAGCGACUCGGGCCCGACGAAAGCCGCCGCGCCGGCGGCCGAGCUGGACGCGCCGCCGGCGCCGCCGCCGGGCGUCUUCGUCACGUCGGGCUCGCGAAAGCUCGUGUGCCCGUCGGACGCCGCGCUCAAGAAGGCGACGAAGCUGAUGAGCGACUCGGGCCCGGCGAAAGCCGCCGCGCCGCCGGCCGAGCCGGAGGCGCCGGCGCCGCCGCCGGGCGUCUUCGUCACGUCGGGCUCCCGGAAGCGCGUGUGUCCGUCGGACGCCGCGCUCGAGAAGGCGACGAAACUCAUGAAGGACGCCGGGGCGACGAAGGCGUCGAGACCCGCGGGGCCGAGGCCCAUCGUCGUGCCGCGGCCCGUGGCCGCGCCCGCCAAGCCGGCGGCGCCGGCGGCGGAGGUCGACGACGAGCCGCCCGCGGUCACGCCGGGCGUCUUCGUCACGUCGGGCUCGCGCAAGCUCGUCUGCCCGUCGGAGGCGGCGCUGAAGAAGGCGUCGAAGCUCAUGAACGACGCGCGGGCCGCGAAACCCGCGGCCGCGAAGCCCAAGGGCCCGAGACCCAUCCGCGUGCCGAAGCGCGUGGGCCCGCCGAAGCCCGCGCCCGCGCCGCAAGACGCGCCGCCGCCCGCGCCGCGGCCGCGGCCGCCCUGCGCGGCGGUCACGGCGAACGAGGCGCUGAAGCGGCGCAUCGAGGAGAACAAGGCCGCGGCGCUCGCGCGGAAGCGCUCGCGCCAGUCGCCCGCGCGGCCCGCGGCGGCGCCGCGGCCCGCGACGCCGCCGCCGCCGCCGCCGCCCGCGCCGCGCGCGCCGCGGCCGCGGCUCGGCCUCCUGCGCGGCGAGGCCGUCGACCGCGCGCUGGCCCUCGGCCGCGGCGACAUCCUCGAGAUCCACGGCAAGGCCGGCGCGGGCAAGUCGAACCUCGCGCACACGCUCGUCGCGCUCACGCUCGCGCGGACGGCGCCCGGCGCGAAGGUCCUCGUCGUCGAGACCAAGGGCCGGAGCGCCGCGCGCGCGUCGCUCGCCUUCCUCAAGGCCCGCGGCGGAAACGCGGACCGCGCGCGGGACCUGCUCGUGUCGUCGGCGCACGACGCGGAGGUGCUCCUCGCGACGCUCGCGCGCGACGCGCCCAAGGUCUGCGCGGCCCACGGCGUGUCGCUCCUCGUCGUCGACUGCCUCGCGGACGUCGUCCGCGCGCUGCCGCCCCGGGAGCGGCGCGCCGCGCUCGCGGACGCGCUCGCCGCCGUCGCCGCGCUGUCGCAGGCGCACGGCGUCCCCGCGGUGCUCACGAACCACGUCUCCGCGGACUUCUCCGACGGCGCCGACCCGAGCGCCGUCGUCGCCGCCGACGACGCGACCUUCGCCAAGGUCGCGACGGCGCGCCUGCGGCUCACGCGGAGCGCGGCCUCCGGCGAGCGGUCCGCGACGCUCGUCACGGGCGCGCGCGACGACUUCGGCGACCUGCCGUCGUCGCACUUCGCCGUCACCGCCGCGGGCGUCGCGGACGCGGGCGAGCCGGGGGACUGGAUGGCGGACGUGGGGUAA